AUGCUGUCUCGACUUGUCCCUGCUACCACUUCACAACCACCACGCAAAUCUAGAAAUACACCCAGCAUCCAGGAAUCCACUACUGCUGGAUCGGAGAGCUCGUUUGACCUAUCUGACAAAGUAUCUGUCAAUAGUUCUCAGGAAUAUCCUAUAAAGAGUAUUAUUGGCGAAUCUCGCGACAAGUAUCUCAUUGCUUGGGAAGGCCCGUACGAACCAACCUGGGAACCCAAGCACUUUGCAAACGACGUUGCAAUUCGGUUCUGGGAGAAUAAGAAGAAGGGGACAGGGAGUGUUGCCAACAAGUCUUGUGACUUUGAUCAUCAGUCUUCUUUAGAGUCUUCAGCAACCUCUGCCGCUGGUCCACCAUCUACGGUGCCAGAGACUGCGCACUCAGGUCUCAGUCAAAGUUCCGUACUUUCGAGUGGUGUGGGCAACCAACCUUCUUCAAAUCCUUCUCAAGGCUCUGAAGCAAGUGGCAGUUUGUACUGUCCAGGCACCUCUGACCUGGCCACCCAGUCGAGCGGUGGUGGCUCAAUUCAAAGCCAACACCAAAUCUUGACCAGAGGCGCCCUUCGACUUUGUUCAACACAGUCUCUUAGCGAUCACUCUCUGUCCACUCAAGUUGAACAGAGCCCUACUUCAGGAUCACCCCGGUCUUCAAGUCAUUGCUCCCGUCAAUUCAUUCCACGCAAAACCCGUAGUGAACUAUUGCACCAACUUCGACAUCCGGCACGCCACGAUAAGCUGCCAGUGUCGCACAAUAUAUAUAAAACACCUAUUCGCCAGCGAGACGUUAGUUUAAGCAGCACCGUGAAGAGUCUCCCUGUUUACACUCAAUCCCCGGAUCCAACGACCUGGCAAAAGAACUUUCAACUUUCUAGGAAUCUGAAUAGCAUAUCCGUGUCCACCUCUACACAGUCGUCUAUCAACGGUGUAGCACAGCAAUCCGCGAAUAUUCCACGAAACUUCAUCAGCAUGGAUGAAUCCGCGGCUUCUCGCGAGACACCGAAACCGCUAAUUACCAUGGAAGAAGCGCGCCGUAAUAAUCCAGGGACGAAUUUUCGUGAGAAAAUGAGAUUUAUUCGUGCACAUGAACGCUCUCUCAUCGGAGAGCAACAGAGCGUCAGUACAAGUGUAACACCUUCCUCUGCUGGCGACAUUGAGCCAUCACAACCUGCUCCUGCUAGAGAUGGAGUAUCACCCCUUAAUAUCCGUGUCGACAAAGAGCCUCAGACUCAUCCACCACAUGUCAUGGCGGCGGCUGAAAGCCCCAGCACGUUUAUUGCACCGCAGGCUCUACAUUACGAUGUGGAAAAUCCAGCUACUGUCGCGGAAUUCCUCUCGGGGUCACAACCAACCCUUGCUGGAGAGGCAGGGUUUCCGGAAGUUUCAGCCGAGACAAUAGUCGAGCCAGAGGCAGGUUUCGGACCGACCGCCGCCUCCAUUGAAAAGGUUACAGAACCUGUUGGCAUUAAACUCGGGCCCAUGGAAUUCGCUAUUCCUCUCUCCAUGGAUUCUAGAGUAAAGGAUGAUUAUGAUGUUACUCUUUCUGCUGAGAGUAAAACAAUUGAGAAAUUUUUGAGGGAAUCCUCAUCCCUGGGAGAGAAUAUGAGCAGUUCUGAUCUAGAGUCCGAUACCCAAAUCUCGAAGAUGCGGAAGUUGAUUGAUCGCUUGAAGAACAUUACAACACAUCCCGAUCUCAAUGACCAACCUGCCGCAGCCGGUGCCAAUCCGGCCAAGGAGGCCGCGUGGGCGGAAUAUUCGAGCUCGAAAUUUCAAUUUCUAGGUUACUUAAUUGAUGCAGCCGCUAAUGAUGAUUUGCAUAUUCUUAUAGUUGGAGGAACCGAAAACGCUGUCAAACUAGUGGAAAAUUAUUUUAUAGGCAAAGAAUUUGCUUAUACCCAACCAUCGACAAAUGGGCCGACUGAUGCUGAGUUGUCCCUCUGCAAAGGGCAACUCAGCUUUACGAUACGAUCAGCGACUGAUGACCGAAUACUACAACCCUAUAAACCCCCGGCUGCGAUUAUUGCUCUCGAUAAUUCUAUCGAUGUGGACGCCCCAGCUAUUCGGAAAGUACGAACCGAAUCUUCCGCUCAUGGAAAACUUUUACCGGUUAUUCGCUUGCUUGUCUCUAAUACUUCAGAGCAUGUCGAACGGUGUUUACCAGACACAUCAAAAAUUAAUGCCCUUCGUCUUCUUGUCAAGUAUACGCGGGACUUCAGUAGUACCGCGGGAGAGCUUCAAGAUGACGCGCUAGGAGUGCAAGAAAAUGCGGAGGAAGUUGCCCUUUACUUAAAAAUGGACCCUGCUACACGCGUGUGGCCGAUUGCAGCGGUUGAGCUAAUACCGAUCGAGACUCCGAGAGUGUCACCUGCUUCUGUGGAAGCCGAAGAGCUUCGAUCGAUGUCAUCUUCACGACAAAAGCGUUUUUUGGAAAACGAUGAGGGUCAAGCUAGUAAUCAGACAAAACGGCAGCGAAUCAGCCCUUUCCAAGAUAUCACUCACAUCAGCGACUCAAACAAGGGACCAACACAGUCGCAGGAUGAAGCCGAUUCUCACCUUAGCGAACGAAGUUUAGCCGAAGCUAAAAACGCAACGGGAUUUGAAGUUAACCAGCUUCAGGCUGCGUUGGCAAAGAUGCAAACGAAUCUACAAACCAUGGAGAAGAGUUUCUCCCAACUGCAACACCGAUAUGAAACCAGACUAAACAAUUACCACAAGUUACGCAAGGAACUGGAGGAAGCCCUCGAAACCUCAAAGAAAUCUUCCGAGCGCCUCGAACGGCAGAAAAUGGAGAUAGCCAAGCUCAAAGACGAGAAAGCCAUCUUAGCCAAAGAGCUGGAUGAAGCUAGAACUACCAUAAAGGAAGGGGGAGGCACGGAUGCCGAGUUGGAGAAAACGCGAGAGGAAGUGCGCCGCCUCACCAAGGAAAAUGCCAGCCUCCAACGCACAGUCCAGCAAGAGCGCUCUCAGGCAGAAUAUACAAGGCAACAAUACCAAAACGCAUCCACAUCGGCGGCGCAAUCAGCAAUGGAGCUCCAACAACUCGAGGAAGAGUUGGCCAAUCUGAAAGCCAAGGCCGCGGGAGACCUAACGAAGUUGAAAAAGUUGCGUUUGCAAAACAACGAGCAAACGCAUCUUGCUCGGAUUGAGGAACUCGAAUUAACGCUAGCGCAAAGGGAUGAGUUGUUAAGCCGGAAGGAGGAGGAGCUGCGGGAGUUGAAGAAGAAUCGGCCGUCGACUCGAGCGACAAGUCUGCAGCCUCGCAGCCCGAAGUGGGGUUCAAGUCGUCCCACGAGCCCUGGAGUGAAUAAUGUUAGCAGUGCGAACAUUCGGGGUAGUACGUUGAGGUUUCCGUGCUGA
This is a messenger RNA of Histoplasma capsulatum G186AR, 3363 nucleotides long. RefSeq lists its product as uncharacterized. The transcript has 5 exons. The coding region runs from base 1 to 3363 and encodes 1120 amino acids. The record is from RefSeq and is a predicted model, not a curated record. Gene Ontology annotation, biological process: autophagy; cellular response to nitrogen starvation; late endosome to vacuole transport. Lineage: Eukaryota; Fungi; Ascomycota; Eurotiomycetes; Onygenales; Ajellomycetaceae. Gene Ontology annotation, cellular component: phosphatidylinositol 3-kinase complex, class III, type I; HDA1 complex; phosphatidylinositol 3-kinase complex, class III, type II.